Messenger RNA from Hypanus sabinus (Atlantic stingray), 12842 nucleotides. It is a transcript of the gene pfkmb, whose product is annotated as phosphofructokinase, muscle b. NCBI's taxonomy places the organism in Eukaryota, Metazoa, Chordata, Chondrichthyes, Myliobatiformes, Dasyatidae. Gene Ontology annotation, biological process: fructose 1,6-bisphosphate metabolic process; fructose 6-phosphate metabolic process; canonical glycolysis. The record is from RefSeq and is a predicted model, not a curated record. The coding region runs from base 10307 to 12658 and encodes 783 amino acids. Gene Ontology annotation, molecular function: fructose-6-phosphate binding; 6-phosphofructokinase activity; identical protein binding. Gene Ontology annotation, cellular component: cytoplasm; membrane; 6-phosphofructokinase complex. The transcript has 22 exons.
AUCAGUUUUAUUGGUAUUGGUUCAUUCUUUUACAGAUCAGAUCAUUACACAGUGCAUCAAGGUAGAACAAGGUAAAACAAUAACAGAAUAAAGUGUCACAGUUACAGAGAAAGUCUGCCUGCACUGCACUAUCAGGUACAAUGUCAUAACAAGGUCGAUUAUAAGGUCCGCCUUGCAAGAGCCGGUUAUAACUGCAGGGAAGAAUCUGACUUGGACCUGAUGAUACACUUGAACCCCACCCGGUGCUCUCUCUCAAACUCCAUUCCCCUGCUCUGUGUCUGGAUCACCCCAUUCUCACUCUCAAUCCCCAUCUCCCCUGCACUCUCCAUCACCGCCUCCCCCACUUUAUCUCGAUUCCUGACUUCCCACUCUGUGGAUACUACCUCCCCAUCUCUGUCUCCUUCCUCGAUCUAACUCCCAAUCCCCACUUUCCCUCUCAAUCCCCACCUCCCCCUUGCUCUCUCUCGAAUCAAUCCUCUCCCGCUCUGUCUCUUGAUCCCCCGACUCCCCCGCUCUGUUUCUUGAUCACGCCUUCUCUGCUCUUCCUCUCAAUCCUCGCCUCCCCUGCUCAGUCUGUCAAUCCCCGGCCCCCCCUCCCUGUGUCUCUGUCUUUCUCAAUGUCUCCUUGUUCUCCCCCUCUUCCCUUCCCCCUCUCCCACUCUGUCUCCCUUCUCUCUCUCUCUUUCCCUCUUCCUCACUCGCUGACCCCCAUGCUCUCACUCACUGAUCCCCACUCUCUCUCUCUCCCUUGCUCAUUGUCUCCCUGCUCUCCCUCUCUGUCUCUCUCACUGGUUGUCUCCCCCACUCUCUCUCACUCAUGUGCUGUCUGCCUGCCCCCUCUCUCUCUCUUUCUUCUCCCACCAUUUUCUCUCUCCCCCCCGUUCUCUCUCUCUCUCUCUCUCUCUCUCACUAGCCGUCUGCCCCGCAUCUUCUCUCUCAUUGUCUCCCCACCUCACUCUCUCUCUCUUGCUCUCUGCCCGCUCUAUCCCUCACUCACUCUCCCCCACUCUCUCUCUCGCUGUCUUCCUCGUCCUCUCUAUCUCUUGUCACCCCGCUCUCUCUCUCUCCCUCUCACUCACCCACUGUCUCCCUACUGUCUCUUUUUUGCUCUGCCUGUUCUCUCUCUCUCUCUCGCUGUCUCCCUGCUCUCUCUCUCUUUUGCACAUUACCUAUCUACUCCACUUUCUCUCUCAGUCCCUCUCUGCCACGCACUCUCUCUGGCUCCCACUCUCACUCUUUUACUCUCUGUCUCACAUCCUCUCUCCCUCAUGUCCAUUCUGACCCCACUUUCUCCCUCUCGCUCCCUCAGUCCCCUGCUCCCUCUCCCUCUGUCCCCCGCUCUCUCCCCACUUUCUCUAUUUCUAGUGCUCCCUCUCCCUCCCCGUAACCCUCACUGUUUCCACUCUACCCUGCUUCCUCUCUCUUGCUCCUAUUCUUCCCCCCACCUCUGACUUUCGCAUUCUCUUCCCCAGUUCCUCCCUCCCAGCCUGUAUCCCAAUCCUUCUCCCCAUCCCCUCUCUUCGAUACUCUCUCCUGCACUUCCCCUCUUUAACACUGUCUCUCACACUUCCUCUGUCUCUCCCGCUCUUCCUCUUUCCCCACUCCCCUUCCUUGCGUUCCCUCUCCACCCCGUCACCUCUCUCUCAACUCCCUCUCUCUGUCUCACAUUCACUUUCUCUCUCACUCACUCUCCCUGCUCUCUCUGAUUCGCUCUCCUCCAUUCUCUUGCACGCUCCCUAUUUACCCCACUCUCUCUCACCCCCUCUGCUCUCUCCAUUCCCUCACUUUUCUCUUCUCUUCCUCUCUCUCACGUAGCCUGUCUCACCCAUCCCUCUCUCCUGCUCGCUCCCCCUCACCAACACUCUUUUUCUCUCCCUUGUGCUCCCUCUGUUCCCGCUGUAUCUCAUUUCCUCCCUCCCCUGCUGUAUCCCAUUCUCUCUCUUCAAUACUCCCUUUCGCGAGUGCUCCCUCUCUAUCUCUCUUGCUCACCCUCUCUCAUGCCCUCCCUCUGGCCCCAGCUCUCACUCCCUCCCCCUGUCUCAUCACUUCCUCCCUGCCUCCUAUUCCCUCUCUGUAUUGCUCUCCCUCUCGCCACCGCUCACUCUCUCUCACACUACAUCUCUCCUCCACUCUCUCUCCCCUGCUCUUUCUCUCUUCCACUCGCCCCUGCUCUCUCUUUCUCUCUUGUGCACCCUCUGUCGACGGCGCUCUCUGUCCCUCACACUCCCUCUUGUUGCGUCCUCUAUCUCUCAUGCUUGCUCUCUCUUAAUUAAGGAUGAGAUCAGGGUGAUAGUGAGAGACGAUAUAAGAUAUAUUCUACAGAGCAGAAUGUUGACUCCAUCGAAGUAGACAUUAGGAAUAGUAGGGGAAAAAAUCACUGGUGGGAGUUGUACAGUGGUACAACAACAUUACAGUGGUACAGGCAAUAAACACAGAAACGUAAUAAUGGAACAGCAGUUGUCAUGAGGGACUUUAACUUGUGCAUAGAUUGGAUGAACCAAGUUGGUCAAGGCAGUCUUGAGGAGGACUUCAUAGAAUGCAUCUGUGAUGGCUUUCUUAAACAGCAUGUUACUGAGCCUACAAUUGAAUUUGCUAUCUUAAAUCUGUUCCUGUGCAAUGAGAUAGGUAAAAUUACUGAUCUUGUAUUUAGGGAUCCUCUUGCAAAGAGUGAUCACAGUAUGACUGAGUUUCUCAUACAAAUGGAGGGUGCAACCGUUUGAUCCUAAAGCCAGUGUAUUAUGCCUAAACAAUGGGAUGAGGAUGGAGUUGGAUGGCGUAGACUGGGAACACAGGCUAUGUGGUGGGACGGUUGAGAAAUGGUGGAAGACUUUCAGAGAUUUUUCAUGGUGCUCAGCAGAAGUAUAUUCCAGUUAAAAGCAAGGACAGGAAGAAUGGAGAGAGCCAGCCUUGGAUAACUAAGGAAAUAAAAGAAGGCUUCAAACUAAAAGCUCAUGUGUACAAAGUCGCCAAGAGUAGUGGGGAACUGGAAGAUUGGGAAAACUUUAAAACGCAACAAAGAUCCACAAAGUGAGCAAUAAAGAAAGGGAAGCUAGAUUAUGAAAAUAAACUAGCACAAAAUGUAAAAAUGUACAGUAAAAGUUUGUAUAAUUAUAUAAAGCAGAAAAGGGUGGCUAAAGUGAACAUAGGUUCAUUGGAGGAUGAGAAGAGGAAAAUGAUAUUGGGUAAUGAAGAAUUGGCAGAGGCUUUGAAUGACUAUUUUGUGGAGGACACAUCUAACACGUCAAAGAGAGAUGCUAUCGGUGCGAUAAGAGGUGAGGACCUUGAUACAAUAGCUAUCACUAAAGAGGUAGUGCUAAGCAAACUUAGUGGGCCUUAAGAUAGACAUGUUCCCUGGUCCUGAUGGAAUGCAUCCCAGGGUACUGAAAUAAUUGGCAGAGGUUAUAGUAGAGGCUUUGAUGAUAAUUUACCAAAAUUCUCUGGACUCUGGGAAGAAGGCGAAUGUCAUAUCAUUAUUCAAAAAGGAUACAGGCAAAAGACAGGUAACUAUAGGCCAGUUAGUUUAACAUCUGUAGUUGGGAAAAUGCUUGAAGCUAUCAUUAAAGAAGAAAUAGCGAGGCAUCUGGAAAGAAAUGGAUCCAUCAGACAGACACAGCAUGGAUUCAGCAAAGGGAGAUCCUGUUUGACAAACUUAUUGGAGUUCUUUGAGGAUAUAAUGAGCACAGUGAAUAGAGGGGAACAGAUGGACGUUGCUUACUUGGAUUUCAAGAAGGUGUUCAAUAAGAUGCCACAUAAAAGACUUAUCCACAAGAUAAGGAUGCAUAGAGUUGGGGGUGAUGUAUUAGCAUGGAUAGAGGAUAGGUUAACCAAUAGAAAGUCGUGAGUUGGGAUACAUGGGUGUUUCUCUGGUUGGCAAUUAACAGUGAGCAGUGUGCCACAGGGAUCGGUGCAGGGCCCACAACUGUUCACGAUAUACGUUAAUGAUCUGAAAGCAAGGACCGAAUGUAAUAUCUCUAAGUUUGCUGAUGAUACUAAAUUUAGUGGAAAAGCAAAUUGUACAGAGGAUAUGGAGAGUCUGCAGAGAGAUAUAGAUAGGUUAAGUGAGUGGGCAAGGGUCUGGCAGAUGGAGUACAAUGUUGGUAAAUGUGAGGUCAUCCACUUUGGAAGGGAAAAUAGAAGAUCAGAUUAUUAAUUAAAUGGUAAAAAAAAAUUGCAGCACACUGCUGUGCAGAGGGACUUAGGAGUGCUUGUGCAUGAAUCACAAUGUUGGUUUGUAGGUGCAACAAGCUAUCAAGAAGGCAAAUGGAAUGUUGGCCUUCAUUGCCACUAUACAGGGUACUGGUGAGGUUGCAUGUGGAGUACUGCGUGCAUUUCUGGUCUCCUUACUUGAGGAAGGAUAUACUGGCUUUGGUGGUGCAGAAGAGGUUCACCAGGUUGAUUCCAGAGAUGAGGGGGUUAGACUAUGAGGAGAGAUUGAGAUGCCUGGGACUAUACUCACUAGAAUUCAGAAGAAUGAGAGGAGAUCUUAUAGAAGCAUACCAUCAGGUAGGUGGUACAGAAGCUUGAAGGCACACACUCAGUGACUCAGAAACAGCUUCUUCCCCUCUGCCAUACAAUUCCUAAAUGGACAUUGAACCCAUGAACACUACCUCACUUUUUAAAUAUAUAUUAUUUUUGCUUGAUUUUUAAUCUAUUCAAUAUACACAUACUGUAAUUGUUUUAUUUAUUAUGAUUAUUAUCAUUUUUCUACUUCUAUAUUGUAUAUUGAAUUGAACUGCUGCUGCUAAGUUAACAAAUUCCAUAACACAUGCUGUUAAUAAACCUGAUUCUGAAAUUAUGAAAUUAUGAAAUUAUGAAAAGGAUAGAUAAGAUAGAGGCAUGAAAGUUGUUUCCACCGGUAGGUGAGACUAGAAAUAGGGGACAUAGCCUCAAGAUUCGGGUGAGUAGAUUUAGGACAGAGAUGAGGAGGAACUGCUUUUCCCAGAGGGUGGUGAAUCUGUGGAAUUCUCUGCUCAAUGAAGCAGUGGAGGCUACCUCAGUAAAUAUACUUAAGAUAAGGUUGGAUAGAUUUUUGCAUAGCAGGGGAAUUAAGGGUUAUGAGGAAAAGGCAGGUGGGUGGAGAUGAGUCCAUGGCCAGAUUAGCCAUGACCUUAUUGAAUGGCGGAGCAGGCUCAAUAGGCUAGAUGGCCGACUCCUGCUCCUAUUUCUUAUGUUCUCUCUCUGUCCUCGUUCUCCCACUCUCUCCCUACCCUACUCUUUCUCUCUCACGCUCCCUUUCUCCACUGUCUUCUCUUCCCUGCUCCCUUUGUCUCGUGCUUCCUGUCUGCCAACAACUCUCUCUCCAUCCCUCUCACUUUUGCGUUCCCUUUCCAACUUUCUCUAGCGCUCUCCCUCUCUCACCUGCUCUCUCUUCCACUUCAUCUGUCCCUACCUUCCUCUGUCUUGCAUUCCCUCUCACCCUUGCUCAGUCUCACACACUCUCUUUCUGUCUUGCACACCCUCUAUUUCCUGUGCUCGUUCUCUCUCUUCCACACCAUCUGUCCCCAGCUUUCUCUCUCUUGCACACUCUCUAUCUACUCUGCUCUCUCAAGCUCCCUCUCUCCCACUGUCUGUUUCACGUUCUCACUGUCCCCCACUCUCUCUCUCUCUCCCUCAUUCCAUCUCUUCCCCCAAUCUCUCUCGCACAUUCCUUCUCCCCCACUCGCUCCCCGUCGGCCCACUCUCUCUUUUGCUCCGUCUCCCACUCUCCCUCUCUCUCAUGUUUCUUCUCCUUCGCGCUCCCUCUCUCCUCUGCUCCUGCUCGCCCGCUCCCUCUCUCACUCAUUGUCUCUGACACGCACUUUCUUGCUCCUGCCUCCCAUGCGCUCUCUCCUGUCUCCCCCUUUCUCUAUCUCUCCUCCCCCUCUGUCUCCCCUCUCAGUCUCCCUCUCUUUGUCUCUUUCAAUCUGUCACCCUUUCCCUCUCUCUACCUCUGUCUUCCUUUUUCUGUCCCUUGUUCUCUCUACCACCCUCUUUCUCUAUUUCUGUCUCCCCUCUCUCCCCCUCAGUCUCUCCCUCUUUCUCUGUCUCCCUGAUCUCUCAUCUCCCUCUCUCUUUCUCCACAUCCCUCAUUCUGUUUCCCCCUCUCUCCCUGCCUGAUCUCUCACUCAGUCAACCCCCUCCCUUUGUUUUCCCUGCUCUCUAUACCUGUCUUUCUCUCUGACUCCCUUUCUCUUUCCAUCUCUUUCCCUUCUCUCUCUGUCUCCCUCCCUCUCUAUCUUCCCCAUUUCUCCCUCUCUCCCCCUUCUCUUUCUCUCUCUCUUCUAUCUGUCCUCCUCUUUCUAUCUCCCUCUCCCACUCUGUCUCACUUCCACUAUCUCCUUCUCUGUGUCUCCCUCUCUCUGUCACCCCCUCUCCCCACCUCUGUGCCCCUAUCUCUUCCCCUUGAUCUCUUUCUCUCUCUGUCUCACUCACUCUCUCCCUCUGACUCCCUCCCCCUCUCUACUCCUCCCUCUCUCUGCCCCUCUUUCUCUGUCUCUCCCUGUCACACUCUGUGUCACUUUCCCUGUCACACCCUCAGUCUCUCUCAACACUCCACUCCUUCACCCCCUGUUAUUCCAUCCUCUAACCCCUUCUAUCCCCCUCUUAUCCCCAUCCCCUGCUAUCCCCCAUCCUCCCCAACCCCCUCUAUCUCCCAAUAUCCCCCCUACCCCCUCUCUCUCUGACUGUCUCUCCCUCCCUUUCUCCCUCUCUCUCUUUUUCUCUCUCUACCUCUCUUUCUGUGUCUCCCCUCUUCUGUCUCCUCCCCUGUCUUUACCCCUCAUCAUCUGUGUGUACGAGUUUGUCUAUUUGUGUGUGUCUCAGCGUGUCUGUCACUGUCUAUGCUCGUGUGUCUGCCUGCCUCAGUGUGUCCUUGUUUGCGUCCGUACAUGUGUAUGUGUGUUGUCUGUCUGCCUGUGUGUGUGUGUGCGUGCGUGCGUGCCUGUCCCUGUGUAGCCUGUUGGACGUUCUCACUGGGCUCCCUGCCACAUCUGGAGUGUGACCUUUCCCUGCUGCCCUGACAUUUGCCGGGCACCAGCUGACUAUAUCAGUCCUGCAGCUCUGCUCUUGUUUCACACACUGUCCAGAGAGAUCCCUCUCGUACUUCAGCAGCUGCCUCAGAGAUCCAUCGCCCUCUGCGGUGAGUACCCAUGGGACUUGGGGAAGGUGCUAGCCUGGACUGGGAGGUAGAUAGUGGGGGUGGGGUGGUGGAGGAGGAGGAGGUGUAUGGUGGUCCUAGGGCCGGGAAAUUGUUCAGGAACUUCUGGAAUGGGAAGGAGAUGGGUGCAGCAGGUUAGAAGAUCCAACCCUCCUUGGCUUUGGGGCAGUGGGAGCUCCUCUCUCACUCUGUGCCCCUCAUCUCUUCCUCCCCUCCCUCACUCCACUUUCUCCCUCUCCCCUUUCUCUUUUCCCCUCUCUUCCCACCUCCACUUCAUUCUUCCCCUCUCGUCCCCCUCUCUUCCCCAUCUCCCCCUCUCUCUCCCUCUCCCCACUCCCCCUUUCCCACUCUCCCCUCCCUCUCUGCCCUCUCCCCUCUCUCUGUCCCCCCUUCUCUCCCCGACACACUCUGUGUGUGUGUGUGUGUGUCUCCCUGUCUCUGUCUCUCUCUCUCUCUCUCUCUCUCUCUCUUGCUCUCUCUCUCUCUCUCUCUCUCUCAUGAUAUUAAAAGCUGUGAUUAAAACAAGAACAGGAAUAGACACCAGACAUGGAUCAUAAUAUCUGAUUACGCACUGUGCAGCUGGUCCCAGGGAUGUGUUGGUGAUAGGAUACGUAGUUCGCCAAUCAUGCAAUCCCCACCCCCACAUUCAUGGAGAGACUGGGAAGAAAGGUCAGGGGAGAGGGAGGGUAGUGGUCAGCAGAACACCAAAUCCUGCCGCUGUCUGUAAGGAGUACGUACAUUCUCUUCAUAACUGCAUGGAUCUUCUGGGUGUUCCAGUUUCCUCCCAUGUGCUAUGUUGGCAUCAGAAAUGUGGUGACGAUUGUGGGCUACCCAGUACAAACCUCACUGAUUUGGCUUGAUGCAAACAGCACAUUUCACUGUAUGUUUCUUCUGACAAAUAAAGUUAAUUUUUAUCUUCUCUCAACCUCUUCAGGAAACUGGGGAGGAUGGUGAGGGGGAGCUAGUCCCUUGAGCAUCUUACCCCCCCCCCCAGUUUAAUAGUCACAAAGUCACACAGCACAAAAUAGGGCCCUUCAGCCCACUGCUCCAUGCUAACCCAGAUUCCCAUCUAAGCCAGUCACUUGGACAGACACACAGAUAGGAAAGGGAUAUGGGACAAACACAGACAAAUGGCUUAGAUGGGAACAAUAUUUAACCCCUGUAAUCUAUAAUAACCUUCUUCACUAUUAACAACACUUGUUAAUUCUAUGGCAUCUGCAAAUGUACUGAUCAACUCCUGUGCAUUCACGUCCAAAUCUAUAUAAAUGACAAAUAACAGUUGUCCCAAUACCGACCCCUGUGGUGCCUCCAUUCCAAGAAACAACCUUCAACCACCACCUACAGCUUCCUACCUCCAAGCCAAUCUUUAAUUCAGUAAGCUAGUUCGUAACAGAUCCCACUGGAUCUGACCUUGCAGGUCAGUCUGCCAUGGUGGUCUGGAACCAUCUCGGUAACAUCCUCCUCAAUCUCCUCUGUACUCUUUCAAAGUUCAAAUUAAAUUUAUUAUCAAAGUCCAUGUAUGUCACCAUAUACGAGGGCAUAGUCAGUAAAUCCAAUAACCGUAAUAGAAUCAAUGAAGACUGCACCAACAGAGGGAACAACCAGUGUGCAAAAAACAACAAACUGUAAAUACAAAAUAAAAUAAUAAUAAUUAAUAAAUAUUGAGAACAUGAGAUGAAGAGUCAUUGAAAGUUGGUUGUGGGAACAGUUCACUGACAGGGCAAGUGAAAUUGAGUGAAGUUAUCCACUUUGGUUCAAGAGCCUGGUUGGGUGGGAUAAUAACAGUUCCUGAACCUGGUGGUGUGAGUCCUGAUGCUCCUGUACCUCCUUCCUGAUGGCAGCAGUUGAGAAAAGAGCAUGUCCUGGGUGGUGGGGGGGUCCUCGAUAAUAGAUGCGGCUUCCCAAUGACUGUAUUUCAUGUAGAUGUUUUCAACGGUGGGGGGGGAGGGGGGAUUACCCAUAAUGGACUGAGCCAUAUCCACUACUUUUGAGAGCAUCCUGAUGUAUGCAUCUUUGCUGUCCAGAUGUUCCAGGCUCUUUCCAGCUUACUGGCAUUUCUCCUGUAGCAGAAAGACCAAAAACGAACAGAAUACUCCAGGUCUCACCAACAAAUCCGAUCACCUCUCUUGCCCCAGUUCUGCACAGUCCUUGGUCCUCUCAACCUUCCUGAAAUUUAUAUACAGUACCUCCACGCUCAACACUUGCAAUGAUCCAGUCCCCUUCCUUGGAGAUAUGAAAGUUCAAUGUUAAUCUAUUAUCAAAGUACCUAUAUGUCACCACAUACUACCUUGGGAUUCGUUUUCAUGCAAGCAUUCACAGAACAAUAAAUAAAUAAAAUAGAAUUUAUGAAAAACUCUGAAUGAUGUAGAUUGACACAGGCCAAUGUGCAAAACAAGAAAAAUUGUGCAAAUGAUAUAUGUUUUAAAAGUGAAUAAUGAUACUGAGAACAUGAGUUGCAGAGUCCUUGAAAGUGAGUUUAUAGGUUGUGGAGUCAGUUCAGAGUUGAGGUGAAUGAAGUUAUCAAAACUGGUCUCUGCACACCUCAGUGUUAACUCACCACCCCACCCACCUUGUAACUGUGUCAUCUCAUUUCCACUGGUGGAAACAUCUCUACAUCUCUCUUCCCACGUCACCUUAGGGGCUGAGAUGUUGAAUAACUUCAACCCUGGUUCUUCUAAACCCCAUGGGAUACAGACCCAAACUGCCCAUACCCUGCCAAUAGGACAACCUUCUCAAUCCUGGGAUUAUCCUGGUGAAUCUCCUGUGGACUGCCUCUAACGUAACCCAAUUCAUGUUUAGGUCAAGGAGAGGGAGGGAGUGAGGGGAAACAAUAGAGAGGAAAAGGAGGGAUGAGAGACAGAAAGGUGGAGAGGGGAGGUGGAAUUGUUAACGUGAAGUGGAAAUGGAGGGAGGGGAAGGGGACAAGGAGGGAGACAAUAUGAACAAAGAGGUGGAGCAAAGGACUAAUAAGUGGAGAAGGGAGAACUACAGGGAUAAGAGAGAUGGUGAGGUAGAGGGAAUAUGGCGAGGAGAGGGAAAGAUGGACAGAUGGGUGAAGAAGCAUGGAGGGGAGGGGGGAGGAAGAGGGAAGGAGAUGGAGGGAGUUGGAGGAGGGAGGAAGGUGCAAGGGAAAAUCCAACCCAACUCUGAAUCUGUGCCCCUGCAGACAACAUGGUUGUGGUCGAACGGUCCCGCCUGGAGACUCGGGGUGCCGGCAGAGCCAUUGCGGUGCUGACCAGUGGUGGAGAUGCUCAGGGGAUGAAUGCUGCUGUCCGGGCUGUUGUCCGAGUUGGAAUCUACACUGGAGCAAAGGUCUACUUCAUUCACGAGGGUUACCAAGGUCUGGUGGAUGGAGGCAACAACAUCCGAGAGGCAACCUGGGAGAGUGUUUCAAUGAUGUUGCAGCUGGGCGGCACGGUCAUCGGUAGUGCUCGCUGUAAGGACUUCCGAUCGCGCGAGGGCAGGAUGACUGCGGCCCUGCACCUGGUGAAACGUGGCAUCACCAACCUGUGUGUUAUCGGGGGUGACGGCAGCCUGACCGGAGCCAAUGAAUUCCGCAUGGAGUGGGGUGGCCUGCUUGCUGAUCUCCAGAAGCAAGGUAAGAUCACGGCUGAGGAGGUGAAGGCUUCCUCUCAUCUGAACAUCGUGGGGAUUGUGGGCUCUAUCGACAAUGACUUCUGUGGCACGGACAUGACAGUCGGCACAGACUCUGCCCUCCACCGGAUCAUGGAAGUGAUGGACAGCAUCACCACCACUGCCCAGAGCCAUCAGCGGACAUUUGUACUGGAGGUGAUGGGUCGACACUGCGGGUACCUGGCCCUGGUGUCGGGAUUGGCUUCUGGAGCUGACUGGGUUUUCAUCCCUGAGUCUCCCCCUCCUAAAAACUGGGAGGAUAUCAUCUGCCAGAGGCUGAACGAGUCCCGUCUUCGAGGGUCAAGGCUGAAUGUGAUAAUCGUGGCUGAGGGUGCUGUCGACCAAGAGGGAAAAGCAAUCACCUCGGAAUAUAUCAAAAACAUGGUCACCCAACGUCUUGGUUUCGACACACGAGUCACUAUUUUGGGACAUGUACAGAGAGGGGGCACUCCCAGCGCCUUCGACCGCAUCCUGGGUAGUCGAAUGGGAGUGGAGGCAGUCAUGGCCCUCUUGGAGGCCACCCCUGACACCCCAGCUUGUGUGGUGAGUCUGUCAGGGAACCAAGCCGUGCGUCUCCCUCUGAUAGAGAUGGUGCAAGUGACGAAAGAUGUUACCAAGGCAAUGGAAGAGAAACGGUUCAACGAAGCCAUCAAACUCAGAGGAAGGAGUUUUGAGAACAACUGGAACAUUUAUCGACUCCUCUCACACUACGACCUUCCCACCACCAAGAGUAACUUCACCCUGGCAGUGAUGAACGUGGGGGCUCCCGCAGCCGGCAUGAACGCUGCCGUCCGAUCCGCUGUCCGCGUUGGGUUGACACAGGGACACAAGAUGUUGGUUGUCCACGAUGGCUUUGAGGGCCUGAUCAACGGAGUGAUCGAAGAGUUCAACUGGGUUCAGGUCAGUGGCUGGACUGGAACAGGAGGAGCGAAACUGGGAACCAAACGGGUGCUACCUGCCAAACACUGGCCUGAGGUUGUUAAAAACAUCACCAAGUUUGGAAUCAACGGACUCCUCAUCAUCGGAGGUUUUGAGGCAUUUUUGGGCGCUCUGGAGCUUCUGGACGGACGCUCCCAUUAUGAGGAGCUGUGCAUCCCGGUGUUGGUCAUCCCUGCCACUGUCUCCAACAACGUUCCAGGCUCCGACUUCAGCAUUGGGGCAGAUACAGCCCUCAAUGCCAUCACCACUACUUGUGACAGGAUUAAGCAGUCAGCAGCGGGGACCAAGCGGAGGGUGUUUGUCAUCGAGACGAUGGGGGGUUACUGUGGCUAUCUGGCCACCAUGGCUGGGCUGGCAGCAGGCGCCGACGCAGCUUACAUCUUUGAGGAGCAGUUCUCCAUCCAUGACCUUCAGAUCAAUGUUGAGCAUUUGACUGAGAAAAUGAAGACAGCUGUCAAACGAGGCUUGGUGCUGAGGAAUGAAAAGGCGAAUGACCACUAUUCCACUGACUUUAUCUACAACCUAUACUCAGAGGAGGGCCGGGGGGUGUUUGACUGCAGGAAGAACGUCCUAGGACACAUGCAGCAGGUGGGACACAGCUCCCCCACCUCCUUCACCUCGGAACUUCGGAACCAAACUGGAGCCAAAGCUAUUUUCUGGUUCUCCUCCGCACUGAAGGAGGCAUACAGGCACGGUCGUGUGUUUGCAAACACGCCAGACUCGGCCUGUGUGCUGGGAAUGAGGAAGAGAAGUGUGCUGGUACAACCCAUCCUCCAACUCCGUGACCAGAUUGAUCUCGAACACCGGCUACCACUGAACCAAUGGUGGCUUCGCCUUCGCCCCAUCUUGAAGGUCCUGGCCAAGUACAAGGUCACAGCCGACAUCUCCGAACAGGCCUGUCUGGAACACAUCAGCAGUCAGCCUGCGACUUCCACCGCAGCUCACACCUAAAAGGAAGGGGCGUCUGGGGAGAGUGAGGGAGCUUUCCCCUCCACUGCACACUUCUCAGAGCACACAGGGUGGGGAAGAGAAGGGGGAGGCAAGGGAACUCCCCCCCACAAAGUUUGUGGUUGAAGGUGGAAUCUACCCAACUCUGUGGCAGUAAGGAAGCUUCCCUCAAACCAGGGAAUGGAUG